Aphanomyces invadans is the source of this 171-nucleotide messenger RNA. RefSeq lists its product as hypothetical. Lineage: Eukaryota; Oomycota; Saprolegniomycetes; Saprolegniales; Verrucalvaceae. The record is from RefSeq and is a predicted model, not a curated record. Bases 1 to 171 code for a protein of 56 amino acids. The transcript has a single exon.
AUGGGAGUCAAGCCAGUGAAGCUUGACGUCGCCAAGUUCGGCUCCGACGCCGGCAAGCUCCUCCGGUGGACUCUGCAAGUCGAGACCGCGGCCGAUGCGUUGUAUUUCACCCGCGAAUCUACACGCGUGGCAUUUGCCCUUUCCCAUCUCAAGGGCCAGGCGGAAGACUGA